Messenger RNA from Nestor notabilis (Kea), 1885 nucleotides. RefSeq names its product TGF-beta receptor type-2-like. Gene Ontology annotation, molecular function: transforming growth factor beta binding; metal ion binding; ATP binding. Gene Ontology annotation, biological process: heart development; cellular response to growth factor stimulus; transforming growth factor beta receptor signaling pathway. The coding region runs from base 1 to 1596 and encodes 531 amino acids. The record is from RefSeq and is a predicted model, not a curated record. The transcript is spliced from 7 exons. Lineage: Eukaryota; Metazoa; Chordata; Aves; Psittaciformes; Psittacidae. Gene Ontology annotation, cellular component: plasma membrane; signaling receptor complex.
AUGGCCACGCUCACCCUCCACCAUCUCUCUGUCCCUGCAGCCUGCAGCGCCAGCGCUCGCCGCAGCCUGAAGACCAACCUGUGCAAGUGGUGUGACUCCACGCCACCGGCCUGCGAGGAGAAAGUGUGCUACAGCAACUGCAACCUCAACUCCUACUGCGAGGACCCCUACGAGAUCUGCGUGGCCAUAUGGAGACAGGACAAUGAGAGCAUCAGGAUCAGCACACUCUGCCACAACCCCCACCGCCCCAUCGAAAACCUCAUGGUCCCCAACUACAACACCUCGCGCUGCAUCAUGACCCAUCAGCCCAGCGAGGAUGGGAUCAUCUACAUCUGUGGCUGCGUGGACGAGCAGGAGUGCAACGAUAAACUCAUCUUUGAGAACCACACCAAUGGCUACUCCAUGCUGCAGAGCAAAGAGGUGAUCCCGGUGGCUGCCAUCAGCCUCCUGCCCCCGGGCCGGCCGCCGGCACUGCCGGAGGCAGGGAGGUCUGCCGAGCGGGAGGAGAAGCUGUCUGUGCUGACGGAUGAGAGCCCAACCAGCGCCAACCCCACCUGCGCCAGCAGCCGCCCCGCUGAGCUGCUCCCCAUCGAGCUGGACGAGAUGGUGGGCAAAGGGCAGUUCGCAGAGGUGUGGAGGGCCAAGCUGAGCCACAGCCGCUCGGGGCAUGACGAGACGGUGGCCGUGAAGAUCUUCCCCUGCGAGGAGUACUCCUCCUGGAAGAACGAGAGCCAGAUCUUCACCGACACCAGCCUCAAGCACGACAGUGUCCUGCGGUUCCUCACCGCUGAGGACCGCGGCACGGGGCCCCGCCGGGAGUACUGGCUCAUCACCGCUUACCACAGCCGGGGCAACCUCAGGGACUACCUCUCCCGCCACAUCCUGAGCUGGAUGGACCUGCAGAAGAUGGCAGGCUCCCUGGUGAGCGGGGUGGCCCACCUCCACAGCGACUACACCGCCUGUGGCAGGCCGAAAAUCCCCAUCGCCCACAGGGACAUCAAAAGCACAAACGUGCUGGUGAAGAACGAGCAGGAGUGCGUGCUCUGCGACUUCGGCAUCGCCAUACGCCUUGACCCUUCCCUGACGGUGGAUGACUUUGCCAACAGCGGGCAGGUGGGCACCGCCAGGUACAUGGCCCCGGAGGUCCUGGAGUCCAGGGUGAACCUGGAAGACUUGGAGUCCUUCAAGCAGAUGGAUGUCUACUCCAUGGCCCUUGUUCUGUGGGAAAUGGCCUCCAGAUGUGAAGUGGUAGGAGAGGUAAAGAAUUAUGAGCUGCCUUUUGGGUCAAAAGUCCAGGAGCAGCCCUGCGUGGACACCAUGAGGGACAUCGUGCUGCAUGGCAGAGGGCGACCCGAGAUCCCAAGCAGCUGGCUGGUGCAUCAGGGAAUGCGCUUCCUGUGCGACACCAUCACAGAGUGCUGGGACCACGACCCCGAGGCUCGCCUCACCGCCCACUGCGUGGCCGAGCGCUUCAACCUGAUGGCACAGAUGGAUUGCGACGAUAUCCUCAACAACAACACGGACAACGAGGCCAGCAAAACAGCUUCUCCAGGUGGGGAGCACCAGGACAGUGACAGCAGCAGAAACACACAGUGACACAGCAGGCAAAAAGCCUCAUCACGAGAAACAAGAGGAUAAGCGAGAAGCACUUAGCUCAUCAGAAAAAACCUUGCUCCAUUUUUCAAAAUGGAACCAAGAUCUAGUACAUAACUUAUUUAUAAGAUCUGUUUCCUCCCACAGAUACGUGAACUGUGGAGUCAAUACUUUGGUUGAAGUGCAACAUUAUAUAUGAACUGAUUUUGUACUUACGUUAAAUGUAUAAUGAUGCAAAGCAUUCCUUUUAUUAUUUUUUAAAAUAAUAAUGUUUAAUCUUUUACUAAUAAGC